This is a messenger RNA of Didymodactylos carnosus, 1761 nucleotides long. The record is from the annotation of a GenBank genome assembly. NCBI's taxonomy places the organism in Eukaryota, Metazoa, Rotifera, Eurotatoria, Philodinida, Philodinidae.
AUGUGUUCUCCGGUUUCCCAUUAUCAAUUAGCAUUUAAAAAUGUUCUAUUACGUUCUCGAUUAUGUUCAUAUAUUAAUGAAACAACAUUUUGUUUUAAUCAUCAACGUCCAUAUUCACUAACAGCAUUCGUUCUAAAACAACUAAAUAAACGUCGUAUAACGACAACAUCUAAUACAACAUUAGCUCAACGAUCACAUCAACAAAAAACAGCAUCGGUAGUAACAAAUUUAAAACAAUUAUUUAUACCAAUUGAAGUCAAUCCAGUGAUUACUCCACAACUUGAAAUCCGUUCUUCCGAUGCAUCUUUGUCACAAAAAUUAACUCAAUCACCACAAACGGUAAAUAUUGGGCAAGAGUUAACCGGCACACAAUUACAAAGAAAUGAUUUAGUACGAAUAAUUACAGAUUUUUAUCGUCAUGAUGAAAUCAAAAAAUUAGCUGCUGAUAAUGGAUUGGAUAUUCGAUUAUUUCAAGAUGCUUAUGUUAGUUUUCGAAAAUUUUGUAUACAGUCAACUGUGUUACCGGUUGAUUUACACGUUGUACUCAGUGAUAUUCUAUCGAAUGCUGGGCAUGUAACAGAUAUAUUUCCCUAUUUUUUACGUCAUGCAAGAGAAAUGUUUCCACAUUUAACAUGUAUGGAUGAUCUGAAACAAAUUAGUGAUCUAAGAGAUCCAGCUAAUUGGUAUCCCGAUGCACGCGCUAUUCAACGAAAAAUUAUUAUUCAUUCUGGACCUACCAACAGUGGCAAAACCUAUCAUGCACUUAAACGAUAUAUGGAAAGUGAAAGUGGUGUCUAUUGUGGACCAUUGAAAUUAUUAGCAUCUGAAGUAUAUCAUAAAACAAAUGCUUUGGGAACAAAAUGUGAUCUAGUUACUGGUGAAGAGAGACGUUUUGCUGAUCCUGAAGGAAAACCAGCUAAUCAUAUUGCAUGUACUGUUGAAAUGGCAAAUUUACAAACAUUAUAUGAGGUAGCUGUUAUUGAUGAAAUUCAAAUGAUGCGUGAUGCACAAAGAGGGUGGGCAUGGACAAGAGCACUACUCGGUUUACGUGCUAAAGAAAUUCAUCUAUGCGGUGAAGCAUCGGCUAUUAAUCUUGUGCAAGAAUUAAUGGUUACAACGGGUGAUGAAGUGGAAAUUAGACAAUAUCAACGUUUAACAAAAUUAACUUAUUUAGAUAAAGCAAUCGGUACAAAUUAUUUAGAAACAUUUGAUAAUGUCAGACGUGGCGAUUGUUUUGUAUGCUUCAGUAAAAAUGAUAUAUUUCAUAUUACCAGAGAAUUAGAACGACGUGGACAUGAAGUAGCGGUUAUUUAUGGAUCUUUACCACCAGGAACAAAACUAUUACAAGCACAACGUUUUAAUGAUCCAGCUGAUCCAUGUAAAAUAAUGGUAUCAACCGAUGCGAUUGGAAUGGGAUUGAAUUUAAGUAUUAAGCGUGUCAUAUUUUUCAGUAUUGUCAAACCACAAAUGAAUGAAAAGGGAGAGAAAGAAAAAGAUUCUAUAACAACGUCACAAGCAUUACAAAUUGGUGGAAGAGCUGGACGGUAUGGAACGGCAUUUUCUGAUGGAGAAGUAACAACGUUUCGUCGCGAUGAUUUAUCAUUGUUUAAAGAUAUUGUUAGUCGACCAGUUGAAACUAUCCAGCGCGCUGGACUCCAUCCAACAGCUGAACAAAUCGAAUUGUUUGCCUAUCAUUUACCCAAACAUACAUUAUCAAGUUUAAUCGUACGUUAUUUCUUGAUAUUUUGCAAAUUAGCUUAG